GCACCUUCUCGAACAGUCACUUGGCGUUUUGUCUCCUGAGGACCCCGCAGUCCACUAUGGCGGCACCCCAUGGAACUUUAAACUGUGAGGACUUUUCAAUGUUUCAGGAGGUGCUGAAGGUGAUGCGCACCAUAGAUGACCGCAUAGUCCAUGCCCUGAACACCACCGUGCCCACAGUCUCCUUUUCAGGCAAAGUGGAUGCCACACAAACAUGCAAACAGCUCUAUGAAUCUAUGAUGGAGGCCCAUCUGAGCAGAGACAAAGCUAUCAAGGCUUGUAUAGCCCAAACAUCUGAGGUGGUGGGACAUCUGCGUGAGGAAAGAGCUAAAGACAGCGAAAACCUGGCAAUCAUCAAACAACUCAGAAAGGAGCAGACCAAAUUAAAGCUAAUGCAAUCAGAGCUGAAUGUUGAAGAAGUUGUCAAUGAUAGAAGCCUGAAGGUUUUCAGUGAAAGGUGCAGAAUCCACUACACGCCUCCGAAGGUGAAGUGAAGCUCUGUCUGAUGAGAUCAGCUGUUUCACUCGAGGUUUAAAUCCAGACUGGAGCUGAAACUGUGACCUGAUGCUGAGUCCUGACUGCAGGCUUUCCAUCAUCCAGACAACUCUGACCUCUUCUUCAACACACUUAUAUUCCAUUGUGAUUACUGUAUUGUAUUACCACCGCUGUACACCAGUCAUCUGUAUGUUUCUUUAAUGAGAAACAUCGUACAAAAUUAGUUUUUUAAAAAGACAGUGAAAUGUUUUCAAGUGACGCUGGUUGUCUGAGUGAUUCAGUGUUUUCUAAAUUCAAUUAGAAAUGAAAGGCACAGUUUAAUAUAUGCUGUCUUAAAAUCUUGUACAAAUUCAAUGCAAAUAUUUCGGAAGGCAGUGUCGGUUUGUGGGACCACCACUUUGGUCCAGCCUGAAAUAUCUCAACAACUGUUGGUUGGAUUAGCUUGUCGUUUUGUCCAUUCAUGUCCUUCAAGACAUUCAUGUCUGCCUCAGGAUAAAUUCUAAGAACUUUGGUAAUUCCUUAACUUCCCAUCUAGCAUCAUCAUCAGAUCUAAUAUUUUUUUAUUACCAAAAAACAUUCAGAACUAAAGACAUUUCCAUCAGCCUCAGCUGUACCUUACGUUCAUCACUAAUUAGCAAAUGUUUGUAUUCUGCAACGCCAAAUUAAGAGGAGCAUGAUAAACAUACCUGCUGAACAUGAGCAUGUUAAAAUGCUGUUUUGAGCAUUUCAGGAUGCUAGUGUUAAUAUUUAACUUAAAGCAGCACCUCAGUCUAGUCUCACAGAGCUGCUAGCAUGGCUGUAUGCGGUCAAAGUCUUUUUUUUACUUAGGAAGAGGGUUCCUAAAUGAGGGAAAUGACCCAGAAGUAUAUAAGUGG
Molecule: messenger RNA, 1367 nt
Organism: Xiphias gladius (swordfish)
Lineage: Eukaryota; Metazoa; Chordata; Actinopteri; Istiophoriformes; Xiphiidae
Gene: mix23
Product: mitochondrial matrix import factor 23
Exons: 5
Coding region: 57-491 (144 amino acids)
Cellular component (GO): mitochondrion; mitochondrial intermembrane space
Source: RefSeq, a predicted model, not a curated record